AGUGCGUCCACUGCACUCCCUUCGUUUGUUAGUAAAUCUUUCAUAUUUUGGUAGAAAGAUGUGGUUCGUGUUGGUGCUUCUUUUUCAGGGAUCCACAGCACUUUACACUUUGAAUCAGGGUGCUCAUAGGAAGUGCGAUUAUGCGCACGUUAACCGCACAUACACCUGCAGCUACAUCGAGAACAUCUUUCCGAAGAUGUUCUACGGAAACUACGCUUUGGAUUGCGUAUCCUGUAGCAUUCCGACUUUCAAGGUAGAGACGUUUCCAUACGAAAACAGCUUGAUCUCGAUGAACCUGACGAACAGCCGAAUCAGGAAUAUCACGAGCUUCGCCUUCCAACGGCUCGGAGGUCUUCACAGUCUAGAUUUACGAUACAAUGUUAUUAGAAACGUGUCGCGCGAUGCCUUCAAUGGAUUGGUAGAGGUGUACGAGUUGUACCUGGACAACAAUGAGCUGGAGGAUUUGACUCCAGGAUUUUUGAAUAACUUCGAAGGGAAUCAGGUACGCAUCAGCUGGAACAAACUAAAGUCAAUCGCGGGGAAAACUUUCGAAGGCAUCAAAGGAGUGAUGGCCUUGGAUUUAUCGCACAACCACAUCUUCACGCUCUUCGAGGAUUCGUUCUCGUAUCUCGAUGGUCUCGAAUUUCUUGAUAUGUCCGAUAACGCUCUGUGCAACUUACCGCUUGGUGCGUUCAAGAACCUGAAGCUACUGAAGACGCUGAACCUAGCCGGUAAUCACUUCCGAAAGUUCCAUUUUGGCACGUUCUCCGGGUUGAACGGUCUCAUCGAGUUGAACCUCUCGAGGAACGCUCUCAUCCAAUUCGAGCCCAACGUCCUGCUGACGAUGGGGAAUCUGCGGAUGGUAGACAUCGGCGCCAACGAUCUGCAGUACGUUGACGGUCUGAUGAUCCACUCUUACGCGCCUCCGCUUCGUCAGAUCGGGAUCAGCGACAACGUCUGGAACUGCAUCAGUCUCUCCAAUUUAAUACAGUACUUACAUUCAGUCAACAUACAUGUCAACGAACAUUACAGAUACGAUGUCACCAAUGUCCAUGGUAUUGCCUGCGCCGAUGAUACUAUCACCGACCAGAAACUUACGUUUGAAAAGUUCUACAACAUCUUGAAACGUAACACCAAUAAUGCCUAUAAUUAUUGCUGAUUGCUACUUUAU
Molecule: messenger RNA, 1171 nt
Organism: Nicrophorus vespilloides
Lineage: Eukaryota; Metazoa; Arthropoda; Insecta; Coleoptera; Silphidae
Product: leucine-rich repeat-containing protein 15-like
Exons: 2
Coding region: 59-1159 (366 amino acids)
Cellular component (GO): extracellular matrix
Molecular function (GO): protein binding
Source: RefSeq, a predicted model, not a curated record